AUGAACCUGUACAAUUCGGCUCUACUGGUUCUUGGUGGUGGUGCCGCCGCUGCUGUCGCUACAGGUGGCGAUACACAUGUCCUUUCAGCGACUGCUCCCAAGGCGGCAGGACCUGCGGUGCUUUCAUCAUUCGUCUGCUUCUCUAUUGAAUUCGUCUUCUUUCCAGACUUCGCAGGAAAUAAAUCACAGCCAAAUCACUUUUCAAAUCAGCUCCUCGACAAUUUGGCCAAUCUCCAGGGAGCCAAGCCGCAUAUCAGAGUUGGCGGCAAUACACAGGACUACGCGCUCUACAAUUCAUCUUUGGAUGUCGCUGUCAAUGGGACAUACAUCCCUUCCAAAUCUACGGAUUAUCCAUACAUAAUUUACAUAGGACCCUCAUACUUUGAGUCCUACACAACAUGGCCGAACACCAAAUUCUCACAUGGGUUCAACCUAGGCAAGAAUAGUUCCCAUGAUAUACAGCUGGAAAUGGACAGUGUCCCGCUAGCCUGCGAAGCCCUCAGUCACGGGAACCUGCUCGUCUGGGAGCUAGGAAACGAGCCCGACGACUUUAAGAAUGCCAUACAAGGACCCGUCAGGCCUCCCUGGUGGGACGAGAAGGAUUACGUCAAUCAAUGGCUAAAUCGAACCGCUGCCCUUAAAAAGCAAAUGGAAAUUCACUGUCCCAAGCUGGCCCAGACGAAAUAUAUGGCGCCUUCAUUUGGAGGAAUUGAUGGCGCUCUGAAGGCGCUUACUACCUGGCAAGAUGGGUUGAAUGAUGCUAAGAAUAUUGCUUUCAAUUCGGAGCACAAUUACAUGGGAGGAGCCGAUGAGCCGGGCGUUACGCUUCAGAAGACAUUGAUGAACCAUACAGCGGUAGUCGAGAAUGCCGCAGAGCAUAUCAAUCUGAUGGACACUCUCGAAGCCCAGAAUCUCACCACCGGCAUUCCCUAUAUUCUAGGAGAAACCAACUCGCUCUACAACGAAGGCCGGGAAGGUCUAUCUAACUCUUUCGGGGCCGCUCUCUGGGGCGUGGACUGGAACCUGUACUGUGCAUCUCAGGGCAUCCGCCGAAUAUAUAUGCACCAAGGAACGGACUAUCGGUACGCAUCAUGGCAGCCCAUCGGAACCAAUAAGACCACAAUCGGGACAAAGGCCCCUUACUACGGGAAUGCGAUGGUGGCGGCCAUGACUCGGGGCGGGGACGAUGUGCAAAUUCUCAAUAUCCCGCUGGGUCAGGAUACCGAGUCUGCUUAUGCGGCAUAUGUCGGAGGCAACCUGGCGCGGCUUGCUGUGGUCAAUAUGGCAGAAUAUAAUUACACUUCUGGCUCUGCUUCGGGCGGUGCUGGUGAUCGUCCGUCGGGUAAGUAUUCGUUUAAAUUGCCCGCUCGGAUUGCGUCUGGAUCCGUGUCGGUGCAACGCCUCAUGGCUAAUGGGAGCAAUGCCGUUACGGGGGUAACCUGGGAUGGUUACUCGUAUAAUUACGAGUUGAAGGAUGGGAAGCCGGUUCGAAUGCACAAUGUCACGAGCGACGAGAGGCUCAGGGUUGGCACCGAUGGAACGGUUCUGGUUGAUGUGCCUUACUCCAGUGCUGCUCUUUUGAACUUGGAAGAUGGCAUGUAA
This is a messenger RNA of Penicillium lagena, 1602 nucleotides long. Its product is annotated as glycosyl hydrolase family 79 C-terminal domain-containing protein. The transcript is spliced from 4 exons. The coding region runs from base 1 to 1602 and encodes 533 amino acids. The record is from RefSeq and is a predicted model, not a curated record. Lineage: Eukaryota; Fungi; Ascomycota; Eurotiomycetes; Eurotiales; Aspergillaceae.